AUGAACUGGUUGCUUCUCCGAUGGCAACUGUUGCUUGCGUUCUUCCAUGUUUUCCAUGUCGAACUGGGUGAACGCGUUCGUUUGGCGGAGCUGCUCAGCAUUGAUCCGGAGGCGCUUCAGCAGCAGAAGCGCCUCAAGGCGCUACUCGCGCGGCACGAGGGCGGCGCCAAGUUCACCAACCUCGAGGCGGUCGUUCGCCAGCUCUUUACCAUCUUUUUCAAAGACUUCCCAGUGCUUUUGCAGGCGCCCUCGUUGCCCACGCCCUAUGGCUGGCAGAUCCCGAUCUUUGGGCUGGAAGUUGGCGCAAACAACACCCAGGCCACAGCGUCGGACGCCGUCAGGUCAGGCCUUCGGCACGUGCACAUCCUCCUGCCGUCGGGCCCAACCACCCGGGCAACCGAUGGCAGCACCUUUGUGCGAAAGAUCUUGCCAUUGAAAUUGGCAGAGGUGUUGAACAACCUGCAGCAGAAGCACCUGCACUAUUUACGCGAAGCGAUGGUCAUCACCGUGCGGACGCCGCCACACCUGGUCUUUGUGCUGGCGGAGGUCCGGAAGACCUUGGCCACCGCGGGCUAUGCGGUGGCUUGCUGGUUUCUGGAUGUCCGUGGCUGUACUCCAGCUGACAUUGGAGAGCACUGGCAGGCCAUUUCGGCCGCGAAGGCGCCCAGCGAGGCCGUAGGGCUCUUUGGCGGACAUCAACGCUUAUUGAAGGCCAUCCAGGGCAUCGGAGCCUUUGUGGCCAUUUGCGCAGUGAAAGUGCAUCCAGGAAAGCGGCCCGAUGAGCCCGAAAUGCGACUCAUGAGCAAGUUAGCCAGCCAAGGGACCUUGCCUAUGGCAUAUGGCAUCUUCGGACCUCAAAACGCGUGGCUUCAGAGUCCACACGCCCAGUCCGCAGCUGGGCGAUUGAAGAUUGCGCCCAGCACGUUGGCGCUGAAGUGGGCAGAGCACAAAGGCUUCCUGGCGCUGGUCCCGGAAUUGCAACAUUUGCUUGGGUCUGUUCCCUUGGACCAUCGCAGCUUCAUGCGCCUGUGUCUCGGCCACCACGAAGGGAGGACUGCAUGGCCGUGUUCUGUGGGAUUGGCAACAUCCCUGAGGCCUGGAGCACCCAGGGCCGCCUAG
Molecule: messenger RNA, 1119 nt
Organism: Durusdinium trenchii
Lineage: Eukaryota; Dinophyceae; Suessiales; Symbiodiniaceae
Source: the annotation of a GenBank genome assembly